Messenger RNA from Lineus longissimus, 3379 nucleotides. Its product is annotated as charged multivesicular body protein 4c-like. The coding region runs from base 144 to 794 and encodes 216 amino acids. Gene Ontology annotation, cellular component: ESCRT III complex; multivesicular body; cytoplasmic side of plasma membrane. NCBI's taxonomy places the organism in Eukaryota, Metazoa, Nemertea, Pilidiophora, Heteronemertea, Lineidae. The record is from RefSeq and is a predicted model, not a curated record. The transcript has 5 exons. Gene Ontology annotation, biological process: late endosome to vacuole transport via multivesicular body sorting pathway; vesicle budding from membrane.
AAGUGACUCAGAGUCAGGUUUCUUCAUUUUGUGUUGAAAUAACUUCUCGUUUUCCAGUAAUAAUUGACGUCCAAAAGUUGUGAUCUGUAUUCAGGAGUGAUAACUAAUUAGUGUAGUAUCCGUAGAACGUCAAGAAACCGAUAAUGUCUGCUUUAGCGAAGCUGUUCGGGAGUAAAAAGAAGGAAGGACCCUCCACUGGGGAAGCCAUCCAAAAACUGAGAAACACUGAGGAAAUGCUCCAGAAAAAAUCUGAAUUUCUUGAAAAGAAAAUAGAUCAAGAACUGGCUGUCGCUAAAAAGAAUGGAGUAAAGAAUAAGAGAGUUGCACUAAAUGCAUUAAAGAGAAAGAAACGCUUGGAAAAACAGUUGGGACAGAUUGAUGGAACAUUAUCAACAAUAGAAUUUCAAAGAGAAGCCUUAGAAAAUGCUAACACCAAUACCGAGGUCCUGAAAAAUAUGCAAUAUGCAGCCCAUGCACUGAAAUCAGCUCAUCAACAACUGAAUGUUGAUGAUGUUCAUGACAUGAUGGACGACAUCUCAGAGCAAACUGAAGUCGCAAAUGAAAUAUCGGAUGCUAUUUCACAACCUGUGGGAUUUGCAGACCAAAUAGAUGAAGAUGACUUAAUGGCCGAGUUAGAGGAGCUUGAACAGGAAGACUUGGAUGAGGCUCUCAUCAAUAUCGCAGCGCCAUCAUUACCUGAUGUGCCGACGACGGACAUGCCCGCACCAGCCAAAGCCAAACCCAAGCCAGUAGAAGAUGAUGAUUUAGCCGAGCUCCAGGCAUGGGCAUCUUAAAUGUGUAAACAGGACACGGAGAUCAUAGUUUGCUGAACAGGCUGAAUUUCUCCUAUGCCCUGAAUAUCUGUAAUCUAUGUUCAAAUCAAUGUAGAAGGAUUAAAGGUGACUUUUAUCACAAGAUGGUCAGUAACGGAACUGUAUAAUUUAGUUGGCAUGUACAGUCCAUUGCAUGAGGUUGGAUGCUGUACUGCUACUAGAUGUAUGCAUGUACAACAGCAGUUGGAUAUUUGCUUAGAACUUAUUAUGGCCUGAGAUUCUUCGGUUGAGGUGGGGCGUGGAUCCAGUAUUUCUGUGCACUUUACUCUCAAAAUCCAGGUAAAAGAUUUUUUAAAAAUUUUCAAACUCAAAGAUUUUUCUGAAAUAAGAGGGGCACACGAAUGCUGGUGGAACAUUUCUAUUGUAGCCUUUGCGAACUUCCUCCCUCAAAAAUAAGAUUGGGCGUCUUCAGCAUGCAAAUUAGAUUUUUGAUAUCAGUCGGGCGUCGUAAAUGAAUAUUUUUGCGAUAAUGGCCACCUUUAAUUCUCAGAUGGUGUUACGUUCAUCUAUUUUAUUAAGUGUAAAUUAAAUUUUGUCAAGAUGUUGCUUUCACAGUGAUGGGUGAAGAAGUUUUCGCAAAGUUGGCAACCAAUUCGGGGGGGGGGGGGGGGGGGGGGGUGCCUAUCUGACUUAGGCAGGACAUCUAACUUUACAUUGCUCCAAAUUGUACUGAAAUAUGGAACUUUGAAUAAAAGUGUUACAACAUAAAAGGCUUACGAUUUUGCUGAUCAUUCUUGUAUGCAGGUGCUUGCCUGUGAUACUUUUUGUAAAAGUGUACAUGUACAUGUAGUUAGCCAAUAUCUACUAUGGCUGUUCAGGGUUGACUUCGCUGGGUACAGGGAUUUUGCAGAAGGCUAUCAUUUGGUUAAUUUGGCUGCAAAAAGGCAUAUUGUUGCAACUGCUUUGAAAUUGUGGAUCUGAUCACAAUAAUCUUAUGAUUUUCACCUGCCAUUUCUCACAAACCACCAGAGCCUGUCAUAUCACUAGAAUGGAGAUGUGUCUAAAGAUUUAGAUCCUUGGAAGAAUGUGCCACUUUCUUGAUCAAUGCCUCUAGUGGUGAAGCUGGCAACAAAAUAGGAUAUCACGUCAGAAUUAAGAGAGCCUGACCCCAUAAUGUGGCCAAGGGCAGCCAUUCCAGCUCCACUCAUCUGGAAAGAAGCAAAUGACAGUAGUGUACAUGUAAUCAAAAACGUUUGACUUCAAAGUAAUUCGAGUUGAAGUUCAUAUGAUGUUAUGAGCUUUUGAUCCUAGUGAUAUAGGCCUAUUUUGAUAUCUCUUAUUUCCACUUGUAAAUAAUAUAAACAUGUACAUACUUAUUUCUUUUGUAAUUACCAUUUCAUUUAGGUGUUGCAGAGGUGACCUAUAUUAAGCUUUGCAUUGAUAGGGGCCAUACAUUAAGUAAAUCAACGCACAUUUUUCCAAUUUUCAGGACCCAGCUUGCCCCUACGGAAAAAAAUGCGAAAAAUAUACAGUGUACUCUAAUGACCGCCCUUCUUGACUCCCCUCUGGUGCUUGCAUAAGAGUAUGGCCCCUAAAUGUCUAUUUAUUGACAACUUGAUGAUGAAUUGAAAUGGUAUCUGUUAAGUAGUCAGUAUAUUUUGAAUAAGUUGUCAAGAGUAUCAUUAUUUUACAAUGUUACAUAAAUUGUACCUGUCAGAAGAGGUCUCUUGAAUAAUUGAUAUGCUUGAAAACUCGUAACAAUUUCAUAAAUAUUAGCCAAAAGUAUAGUGCCUGGCUUUUAGGACUCGACUUAUACAUGUAUCAUGAUUUUUCAAAGUUGGGGGAUGCCAGCAGUUUCUCUACAUGACUGCUAACACUGCUUUAUAGAUGCGUUGGGUAGCAGCUGGUGUGAAUUUGCUGUCAAAACACAGAUCAUGUGAAUGUUGAUCGUCUAAUCUAUUUUGGUGAAUAUUCUGAUUUGAUUGGUUUCUAAUACCAGCCAUUGGGGUCAUCAGUCCCAUUAAGAAUAGUAGUUUAUAGUCUCUACUACCAGCAUUACAUUUUAGAAGUCUGGCCAUGGCAAGGGUAGUGCCACUUGAUACUUCGAACUGGGCCGUAAUGAAGAAGUGAAUAUUUAUAGUGUUGUGUGUACGCUCCUAAUUUCUAUAGAAAUGUCUCUUGAUAAGGCUUAGGAAUGAAUCUACAUGUAAAUUGCUUUGAGAGAGUACAUUUGGACAAUAUAUAAGUGCUAUGAAAUAAUUUUCAUUUCAUUUCCACGGAAUCAACUGUCCUUUUAAGGUUAAGUGUAGUAAAAGCUCCAACUAAAUUCUGAAGUGAGUGUACGUUUUUGAUAAUUUUAUUUGACGAGUUUGCAUGUAUGAGUGGGUAGUGGCACUAGGAACGAAAUUACCUCUAAUUUCUCUACUGAGAUGCUCUGCUUGUGGUUCUAUUCUUGUUGAGGGACACGUUUUAGAAAGUUGUUUUCUUUCAGACCUGGCUGUUACUUGUUGAACCACAUGUAUGUAUUGUUUCAGUUGUUGCUGAGAACAGUAAUAUAACCAAUGAUAUGUGACUCAAACACUAAAAUAAGAUGUAAGAUACUGAUA